Molecule: messenger RNA, 2809 nt
Organism: Vespula pensylvanica (western yellowjacket)
Lineage: Eukaryota; Metazoa; Arthropoda; Insecta; Hymenoptera; Vespidae
Product: multiple epidermal growth factor-like domains protein 11
Exons: 7
Coding region: 181-2454 (757 amino acids)
Source: RefSeq, a predicted model, not a curated record
CGUAUGGAGAAUCCGCGAGAAAUGAUAAUGGAAAGCAUCCUGUCACAUUCGGAUAACACUGAACAGUUUCACGAAGAAAGGAAGCAAGAUAAAUUGGACGAUAUUCAAAGUCAUGAAAAUAUUCUCUGACUGCCAGACAAACAUUGCUUCGCCGUAGUACCAAGUAUAUCUUUCGUUAACAUGAGAUUUAACAUUGCAUCCUUAUAUGUCAUCGUUUGUUUGAUGGUCGAGCUGCCCAAAAUAUCAACCCUAUUUCCUUGGAAAGACAUGAAAGACCAGUCAAUUUGUUCGGAAAUUAUAACAAAGAUGCAAUUCCGUAACGUGCCUUAUUAUGAGACAUACUGGCACCGUGUUCUGGGAAUCUACAAACAGGAAAGACAUCGUAUUAAUUACAAAAUUGAAUAUUACCCGACAUAUCACACACAAAAAAAAUGCUGCAACGGAUACAAAGAGGUAUCAAAUAAAUGCGUUCCUAAUUGCUUUCCAGACUGUGAGAACGGAUUAUGUAAAGCUCCGGACACAUGUGAGUGCUUUCCAGGAUAUUCCAUAUCAACGGAGCAGAAACAUAUUUGUAAACCGAUCUGUUCGAAUGGUUGUUGGAAUGGCGAAUGCAUUCAACCCGAAGUUUGUAUCUGCUCCCCGGAUUACUUCAUAGAUUCCGACGGAUACAUUUGCCGUCCCAAUUGCGAAGAGAAGUGCGAUCCUAAUAACGGCUAUUGUGUAGAACCGAAUACUUGUGGUUGUAAUUUUGGAUAUAAGAAAUCAAACGAAUCGGAGAUGUGCGAUCCGAUUUGCGAACGCGAAUGUAUCAACGGCAGGUGCGUCGAACCAAACACCUGCAGCUGCUACGACGAUUACGAACUGGAUGUUAACGAUUCGUUCAAUUGUAUUCCAAAAUGCGAACAGAAUUGUCUCUUCGGAACAUGUACAGCUCCCAACGUUUGCACGUGCAACAUAGGAUACAAACCAAUCAACGAAAGUGAUUGCAAACCGAUCUGCAAUCAACCGUGUGUAAUGGGUGUCUGUAUAGCACCUGACAUCUGCAACUGCAUCGUCGGCUACAAAUUUUCGAACAUUUCCGUGCACGUUUGCGAACCACAUUGCGAGCAUGAAUGUAUCAAUGGAACUUGCAUUGCUCCGAAUAUUUGCAAAUGCAACGAAGGAUUCACCUUCGAUGAAGACGAUGAAACAAGGACUGUCUGUAAACCUUUUUGCACCUUUCCCUGCGAUCCCAAUGCUGAAUGCACCGCGCCUGAUCGCUGCACUUGUCAUGAAGGAUAUCGUUUCUUUGGGGAAAAUGAUACAACGAACAACAUUAGUGCGGUAUCGAAUAACGAAAAUGGCACCAUCUGUGUUCCGGUAUGUAAAAAAGAUUGCGUGAACGGCAAAUGUGUCCUUCCUGAUGUUUGCAUCUGCGAAGAAGGAUAUGAUAAAGUUUGGGUGCAAAUGAUACCAGAUAACAUACACAGUUAUCCCUGUACAUCAAUUUGUAAAAAAGUCUGUGAUUUAAACGGCAAUUGCAACGCACCUGAUAAUUGUAUAUGCAAUAAUACGUAUCAUAACACGAAAAUACAAGGUAAAUACAUUUGUCAACCUUCUUGCAAUAUAAACUGUGACCAUGGUACGUGCGAGGCUCCAAAUGUUUGCACCUGCGACGAAGGAUACAAACAAAACGAGAAGGGUCGAUGCGUCGAUGCGAUUUGUCAUCCUUCUUGUAUCAAUGGCACUUGCAUCAAACCAAACGUUUGUACUUGUUACGAUGGUUAUCGUCUACGAAACGAGACAAUUUGUGAGCCAAUUUGCGAAAGUUCUUGUCUAAACGGAACAUGCGUGGCACCGAAUACUUGUCGAUGUAACGAAGGUUAUAUCGAAAUAAAAAACGACAAUGUUUCUACUUGUGCCUCGACGUGUUCUCGAAACUGUAGCGAGCAUGGUACUUGCCUCGAUGAACGAAACUCCUGCUCUUGUUUUUUUGGAUGGACCGGUGUAAAUUGUGACGAAGCCAGCCUCUGCGUUUACAAAACAACUCUCGAUUCGACUCUCCUCUCUUCGAUUACAAUCAUGAAUGAGACGAACAGCACGUUGACGAAAAGCUACGAUAACGCGCCUCUUUGUUAUCAAUGUUUCGAUUCCGUCGACAAUGCGACAUUGUGUUUCGUCGUACAUUCGGACGAAUCGCUUACAAUACCAACAGUUGGUUGUUUUCUUAGUACAGAAUUGCCAUGCUACAGGAGACCACAUAAUAAUGCAUUGAAAAGCUCUUCCAGUAUAAUGGAGUUACUGAUAAUAAUCACAAUAACUAUCACAAUAGUUGCUACUAUAAGUGGAUAUAUAAUCGCUCGCAAAUAUCGAAAGCAAUCAACGAUUUUAAUACCGAACGAGCAAAUUAAUUCGUUGACAAGUGAUAGUGAUACUCUGAUAAUGAGAGACGAGGAUUAUCUAAUCGAACAAUGACAAGUGUAAGAGAUUAGAAGUCUUCUCAGGCUUCAACAAGAGACCUAUACAACAUAACUGAAAAUAUUAUGAUAAUUUUAUAGAUUGUUUAUUAUAAGUACGUACAUAUACGAUAUAUACAUUAUACACGUGUUAUUCUCUAACUUAUGAAGGUCAAUAUGACGUAAAGAUAACGAAUGUGUUUUUUGAAAGCGAAAGAAAAGAUUAUCAUAUUUUGUAAUUUUAUUGAAUUAGAAUUAUUGAAUUAGAAUGUCCAAAAAGGACUAUUAAAUCUUGUAAUAGUACUUAUUAUAAGAAUAUGCGAAUAAACGAUGUUGUUACAGAACACUGCUUACAAUUCACAACUCGGAAAUUC